AUGUCUACUACCGACAUGGACACCCAGUACAAUACUCAAUGGGUUUCAUUCCACAUCCGGGAUCGCCUGGAGGAUGGCCAGGUCACUGUGCACCACACUGUCAUUGAAGACGGCGAGUUCUAUAGUCCCGAAAACCGUCGUAGGUCUCUCUCCGAAGAGGAGAUCGACGAGAUCGUGAUCCCCUCGGAUGGCAUCGGCGAGAUCAGUGCUGGUGGCCGCCGUGGUAGUGAGGGCCGCCUGGAUCUUUUUCAUGAUGAUGCUAAGAUUUGUGAGCUUCAUUGGGAGAAUCGUGGAGGGAAUCAUGUCAACUUGGUUGAGGUGUUGGACAAUUGUGACAAGUAUAGAGUCGAGUGCGGGGGAUGGAGUCCCGAGGCGGGGCCCUUGGGACAUGUAUUUGUGGAUAUUACGACCAAGAAGAAGUAG
Messenger RNA from Penicillium pulvis, 423 nucleotides. RefSeq names its product aegerolysin family protein. The transcript is spliced from 2 exons. The record is from RefSeq and is a predicted model, not a curated record. NCBI's taxonomy places the organism in Eukaryota, Fungi, Ascomycota, Eurotiomycetes, Eurotiales, Aspergillaceae. Gene Ontology annotation, biological process: symbiont-mediated hemolysis of host erythrocyte. Bases 1 to 423 code for a protein of 140 amino acids.